Brassica napus (rape) is the source of this 1936-nucleotide messenger RNA. Its product is annotated as telomere repeat-binding factor 2. Gene Ontology annotation, molecular function: double-stranded telomeric DNA binding. Gene Ontology annotation, cellular component: nucleosome. Gene Ontology annotation, biological process: nucleosome assembly. The record is from RefSeq and is a predicted model, not a curated record. Bases 759 to 1631 code for a protein of 290 amino acids. Lineage: Eukaryota; Viridiplantae; Streptophyta; Magnoliopsida; Brassicales; Brassicaceae. The transcript has 5 exons.
UCUGGUCUUUGUCUUCUUCGUUCGUUUCACCGAAAUUUUAAGAAGAUUCACAUUUGAUCCAUGAAACAUGUACAUGAAGAAUUAGCUUUCAUCAUCAAGAGUGUCUCCUUAAAAAACGAUCCUUUGGUUCUUGUUUGAUGUAGGAAGGAUGCUUCUUCUCCUCCUCCUCAAUUAUGUUCUCUGUGUUUCCGUUUUUUUACGAUCGUUGCAUUUGGUUUUGAUAGAUGAUCUACCUUUGUGUUGGUGAUUUGGCUUGUGAUGUAUGAGAUUGUUAGCGUAAUUCAUGUUAGAUUUCGACGUUGUCUUUGUUGUUGUGGGUGAAAUCACUGGACAAAACAUGGGACUUGAUCCUGUUUUGGUUUACUACUCUCGUUGAUUUGUUAAAUUGAGAGCAUUGGGCUUAUCUAAUUAUUCUCCGUCACUUUUAUUUAUUUAUAUCUGAGUGUUUUUUCUUUGGCUGGACAAGAUUGUCUGCUUGUUGCUCUAUAAGUUUAUUAGAAAAAAAUUGGUAAAAUUAUUCACAAAUCUCUAGUUACAUUGACCAGAUUCCUCUACGGUCUAAUAACUUACAAUUAAAAUGUUCACCAAAUGGCCUUUGAGGUUGUCUAGCUCCAUAGAUUUAGUCCUUGUAAUUUAUAACUCAUUUCGCAAAUUCUAAGGAUUUGUAGUGUUUUCAUCUCUUUUACAGAAGAAAAUAAAGAGAAGAAUAACAUAUUAGGAAAAACUUUAGUUUCUUGAGAACUUGUUGAUAAGUGUGGAUGGGUGCCCCAAAGCAGAAGUGGACACCGGAAGAAGAAGCUGCCCUUAAAGCUGGUGUACUUAAACAUGGCACUGGAAAGUGGCGUACCAUUCUCUCUGAUCCUCAGUUUAGCUCUGUUCUUAAGUCUCGCUCUAAUGUCGAUCUCAAGGACAAGUGGAGAAAUAUAAGUGUGACUGCGUUAUGGGGUUCAAGGAAGAAGGCUAAACUUGCACUUAGAAGGAAUUUACCGGCUCCUAAACAAGAUGAUAACAACAACACUACACCUCUUAGCAUUGUCUCUUUGGCUAAUGGCCAAGAACGGACGAAUCCAACAUCGCCCGGAGGUUUUGGUGCUGGAUCGCCACAAACUCAUGCCUCAAAGAAAUCAAUUACAAGUUUGGACAGGAUUAUCUUGGAGGCAAUUACUAACUUGAAGGAAACACGCGGUUCCGACAGAACAUCGAUCUUUCUGUAUAUAGAGGAGAAUUUCAAGACUCCGCCGAAUAUGAAAAGAAACGUGGCAGUAAGAUUAAAGCACUUGUCAUCAAAUGGACCAUUAGUUAAGAUAAAGCACAGGUACAGGUUUUCUACUAAUUUUACUAGCGUUGGAGCAAGACAGAAGUCUCCUCAACUCUUGUUGGAAGGAAACAACAAAAAAGACUCACCAAGUCCAGAGGCAGACGGAGAGAUGUUUAUGAUAAAAGGCAUGACAUCUCAAGACGCUGCAGAAGCUGCUGCAAGAGCAGUUGCGGAAGCAGAGUUUGCAAUCACAGAGGCAGAAGAAGCAGCAAAAGAUGCAGAAAGAGCAGAAGCCGAAGCUGAAGCUGCUCAGAUAUAUGCAAAGGCAGCCGUGAAAGCUUUGAAGUUGAGGAUCCGUAAUCAUACUUGGUAAAACAUUAAAGCAAGAGAAGGCAUCAUGGGAAAGUUCUAUAACUGAGCAAGCCCCUAUAUAUAUAUAUAUAUAUAUUAUUACCAAUCAGGCGGUAUCUCAUCACCUGCAGAGUUAAAAAGUUUUCAAAUACCUUUCUCGUCUUUUGUUUUUGGUUAGUAGCAGUGUAAAUCCGCAGUUUGAUCAUGUGUAUGUUCAUAACUCUGAGAUUCUGUAAAAACCUGAGACUAUCUUUUUCUGUUUGUGGAUGAUCUACAAGCUGGUUUGAAGGGAGAUGAAUGAGAAAGUAAAUUAAGAUUUUUGAAAAA